AGCUGCUCUGUUUUUAUUAUUACAUUUAAUUCCCCCCGCGGCGCAAGGGAAGGCGAAGGGAAGUCGCAGCAAAACAACGUGUGCACAGAUGUUGAUGGUCUCGUAUUACAAAAGCGGAACACCCCUCAAUUCAAUCUUGGACACUUGGAGUGACGAAAAGCGACAGCCCAAUUUAAUUUGUCUUGGAGAAGACAAGAAGAAUUUGGUAUCUUUUUUCCUUGUAGUGGACAAAAUACUUCUUCCUAUUGACGCGACAAAUUCCACAGAAGCCAUUGAUCGUUUAUUCAAGUCACACUACGUUUUUUCUGCGGAAUACGACAAGAAUUUGCAGGGAGUCUGGAAAUUUUUGCAAGUAUUCAUCUAUAAAAUUGAUGUCGACAAAACAGAUCUCUCAAGGAAAAUCAAGCAAGUCUCAUCACAACUGCACGGGAUUCUAGCGGAAAGCAGAUUGGAAUAAUGUUUAUUUGUCCAAGGUGUCAGAAGUUAAUUUUAGGGGUUAGUGAGUUUCACGACCAUAUUAAGUUUACACAUAAUAUUACACAUAUAAAUUUUACUAAAUCAAUUUGUCCUUAUGACGGGUGCAAUGUAGAAAUAUUUACUUGGAGUGGGUAUCUACGUCACUGUAAAUCUCACGAGAUAAGUUUACAACAGGAGAAUAUACAAAGUCUUAAUAAUAUUUUAGAAUCAAAUUCAAAUGAGACAACCAAUUUGGAAGACCCAGAGGUUUUUGAAAACAUUACUGUUGAUACUUGUAUUGAAGUAAUUAUUGAUAGUUUAGGCAACUUUUGUGCGUCUUUGAUGGCGAAGGGUGUGAAUAAUUCCGUCGUAGAUUUUGUUGUCAAAGAUAUGGAGUAUUUAGUUACAGAAAUUAUUGAUGUAAUUUGUAGAUUAGGAACGCAAACAUUUAGUAACGAAUUUAAUCCGUUAGGAUCUCAAAUACGUACCCUCUUGUCGGGUUUCGGAAAAGUACGUUCUGGUUAUCAGCGACAAAAACUUUUUGAGAAACGGGACAAAAUUAUCUCUCCUGUCGAAAUUAGUUUAGGUAACAGAACUGAGGUUAAUGUAAGAAAUAACAAACGCCAACAAGUAAUUGUUGAGGAUACUUUUAUGUAUGUUCCUCUUCUUAAAACACUCGAAAAAAUAAUUAGAACUCCUGAAUUGUUUCAAUAUUUCAAGACACAAAACUCAGAUGACAAAAUUAUAAGAAAUUUUGCAGACUCAGAGUCUUUUAAAUCUAAUAAUUUAUUUUCAAUUUAUAAGAAUGCCAUUCAAUUGCAAUUAUUUUAUGAUGACUUCGAGACAGUCAAUCCUUUGGGGUCAAAAAAAGGCGUGCACAAACUUGGUGGUAUUUAUUUCAUUUUACGAAAUUUUCCAGACUUUUUAAAUUCUCAACUUUCACAAAUUCAUUUACUCGCUCUAUUUUACAGCGAGGAUGCUAAGAAAUAUGGAUUUAAUGCUAUUUUAAAUCACAUUCUUCCUGAUAUCAGAAUUUUAGAAAUAACGGGUAUAUUAAUUGGACGGGAAAUAUUUCGAGGAACAAUUUGCUCUGUAGUUUUUGAUAAUUUAGGCGGGAAUUCCUUAUUGGGAUUUACAGAAUCAUUCAAUUCAAACUAUUUUUGUCGUAUUUGCUGUAUUUCCAAGACAGAUUGUCAGAACCAAUUUGAUCACACAAAAAUGUCUAUUCGUAAUUCAGAAAAUUAUUUAGACCAUUUAAACUCAAAAACAUUUGGGGUUCAAAGUCCAUGCGAAUUGAACACUUUAAAAUAUUUUAACUUUUUAAAUACCCCUACGGUUGACAUAAUGCAUGACCUUCUGGAGGGGGUGGUUCCAUACGAGAUUAAAUUAGUUUUGCAAAAAUUAAUUUGUGUGGGGUGCUUUGACCUUGAAACUGUGAAUCAUAGGAUUUUGGCGUUUGACUUUGGCUACUUAGAAUCAAAAAAUAAACCUAACCCUAUACGUCUUGAUGGGAAAGGAAAUAAAAUUGGGCAAAAAGCGGCACAAACUUGGUGCUUAAUUAGAUUUCUCCCUAUUAUUUUAGGUGAUUUAAUUAUCACAGAUGAACAUUUAAGAUAUUGGGAGUUAAUUUUGCAAUUACUUAAAUGCAUGAGCAUUAUAUUUUCCAGAAUAUUUACAGAGACUUUAAUUAAUAAGUUAGAAGUUGCAAUUUCAAAACAUCAUAACCUUUUUAAAACUCUUUUCCCUAAUAAUAACUUAAUUCCUAAGCACCAUUUUAUGGUGCAUUAUCCAUAUGUCAUAAAACAGUCAGGCCCGUUAUUAUCUCUUUGGACAAUGCGGUUUGAGGGCAAGCACAAUUAUUUUGCCCAGAUUGCGCAUAAUAUUAGAAAUUUCAAAAAUAUUUGCCUGUCUCUCGCAGUGAGACACCAGCAGUAUAGUUCUCGUGUUUCUAAAAACAUUGAAUUACAUUUUGGUUUAAAAACAGAUGAAAUUUUUAAAAUUAAUUUAUCCGACUAUGACGACUCUUUUGAUAUAAUUGAAUCACUAAAUAUAUUUUUAUGUACUCAGACCUUGUGUGGGAAGAAUGAAAUGUUAAGUACAAAUCAAAUAUGGUACAACGGUUAUAAUUAUAAGCGUAGCUUUAUUGUGUGUUAUGAGAUGGGAAAUGUUUUCCCAAAGUUUGGCCAAAUUUAUGAAUUUAUUUUAUACGAAUCAAAUACUUGUCUAUUAAUUCUUAAAGUGCUGGACACCGAGUAUUUUGAUCGGCAUCUGUUUGCCUAUAAAAUUAAGGAGACGGAGAAUAUUUUUAAAGUAGUCAAUGUAAAUAAUCUAAUUACUCAUGAUGCCAUGGAGUUGAAGCAUAAUUGCAAUGUUGCUGGAAAUUUCGUGAUUUCGAGACAUUACUUGUAGUAUUUAGAUAAGUGGUGUAGUAUUAAGAAUUUAGCUGUAAAUUUUGUCAAAUAACAUGUUAAUUAAUAUUUGGGUGCAUAUUUAUUUAU
This is a messenger RNA of Folsomia candida, 2954 nucleotides long. RefSeq lists its product as uncharacterized. The record is from RefSeq and is a predicted model, not a curated record. NCBI's taxonomy places the organism in Eukaryota, Metazoa, Arthropoda, Collembola, Entomobryomorpha, Isotomidae. The coding region runs from base 457 to 2865 and encodes 802 amino acids. The transcript has 2 exons.